GGCACGGUGGCAGCACCGUCUAUUAUUCCACACGUCUUGUGAAUGAUCAGGCGAAUUUUGUUGAUCAUCAAACAACACAGCAAGAAAUAGUUUAAAAAAUGGGCCAAAAUCAGUCGGGCGGCUCUGGUGGAGGCGACAAAAAGGACGACAAGGACAAGAAGAAGAAGUACGAGCCGCCCAUACCCACCAGGGUGGGAAAGAAGAAGCGCAAGACUAAGGGUCCCGAUGCCGCACUCAAGCUGCCGCAAGUGACGCCUCACUCAAGGUGCAGACUGAAACUGCUCAAAAGCGAGCGCAUCAAGGACUAUUUGCUUAUGGAAGAGGAAUUCAUCAGAAAUCAAGAAAGACUGAAGCCUCAAGAAGAGAAGAAUGAGGAGGAGCGUUCCAAGGUUGACGACUUGCGAGGAACGCCGAUGUCCGUUGGCACGCUGGAGGAGAUCAUCGACGAUAACCACGCCAUCGUAUCGACGUCAGUCGGCAGCGAGCACUAUGUCAGCAUCCUGUCCUUCGUCGACAAGGACCAACUCGAACCAGGCUGCUCUGUCCUUCUCAAUCACAAGGUGCACGCUGUGGUUGGAGUGCUGUCUGACGACACAGACCCGAUGGUGACGGUGAUGAAGCUGGAGAAGGCGCCGCAGGAGACAUACGCAGACAUCGGUGGCCUCGACACGCAGAUCCAGGAGAUCAAGGAGUCGGUCGAGCUGCCGCUCACGCAUCCUGAGUAUUACGAGGAAAUGGGCAUCCGACCGCCCAAGGGUGUCAUCCUCUACGGCCCGCCAGGCACGGGCAAGACCCUCCUGGCCAAGGCCGUGGCCAACCAGACCUCCGCCACCUUCCUCAGGGUCGUCGGCUCUGAGCUCAUCCAAAAAUACUUGGGCGAUGGUCCGAAGCUGGUGCGUGAGUUGUUCCGCGUGGCCGAGGAACACGCGCCAUCGAUCGUGUUUAUUGAUGAAAUCGACGCCGUCGGCACCAAGAGGUACGAUUCCAACUCUGGCGGUGAGCGAGAGAUCCAGCGGACGAUGUUGGAGCUGCUUAACCAGCUGGACGGCUUCGACUCGCGCGGCGACGUCAAAGUGAUCAUGGCGACGAACCGCAUCGAGACCCUAGACCCUGCGCUCAUUCGUCCAGGCCGUAUUGAUCGAAAAAUCGAGUUUCCUCUGCCCGACGAGAAGACCAAGCGCAGAAUCUUCACCAUCCACACGUCCAGGAUGACGUUGUCCACCGACGUUAACCUGCAAGAGCUCAUCAUGGCCAAGGACGAUCUCUCCGGAGCCGAUAUUAAAGCUAUUUGCACAGAAGCUGGAUUGCUGGCGCUGCGUGAGAGGCGCAUGAAGGUAACAAAUGAGGACUUCCGCAAGUCCAAGGAGAGCGUCCUGUACCGCAAGAAGGAGGGCACGCCCGAAGGCCUCUACCUUUAACUCCAUCUUUUCUCCUUAAUAUUAAUUUGUUGUUUAAAUUAAUCUUACGAGUCAAAACGAUUUUGUGCUGAGAAAGAGAUAAUUAAUUGUUUCCGUCUGGCUGCGAUGGUAGAAAUAAAUGAAUUUGUAACUUA
Messenger RNA from Cloeon dipterum, 1552 nucleotides. It is a transcript of the gene Rpt2, whose product is annotated as 26S proteasome regulatory subunit Rpt2. Gene Ontology annotation, molecular function: ATP hydrolysis activity; ATP binding; proteasome-activating activity. Gene Ontology annotation, cellular component: proteasome regulatory particle, base subcomplex. Gene Ontology annotation, biological process: proteasome-mediated ubiquitin-dependent protein catabolic process. The coding region runs from base 99 to 1418 and encodes 439 amino acids. The transcript is spliced from 7 exons. The record is from RefSeq and is a predicted model, not a curated record. Lineage: Eukaryota; Metazoa; Arthropoda; Insecta; Ephemeroptera; Baetidae.